AUUCUCACUCAUUCGAAAGGUUUUCGUGAUGGCUAGUGAAUUAUCUCAGUUGAAAAAACCAAUUCAUUUUUUCAAGAUCAUAGUUACUCAAAGUCUUCAUCAAGAAAAGCUUAUGAUACCAAGAAAGUUUGUGAAGAAAUAUGGAGAAUAUCUUCCAAAAGCUAUAUGUAUAAAGACUCCCAAUGGUGCAGACUGGAAAAUUAGUAUAGUAAAAAAUGAUGGAAACAAAUGGUUUGAAAAGGGUUGGAAAGAAUUUGCAGAGUAUCAUUCUCUAUCUCAUGGCCAUCUUCUUGUUUUCAAAUAUGAAACAACUUCCCAUUUUGAGGUAAGAAUCUUUGACAAGAGUGCCUUAGAGAUAAACUAUCCUUUCAAAAGAGUUGAAGUCAAUAAUGAAGAAGAUUGUAGAGCAACUCAAAAGAGAAAAUCUUACUCCUCCUUUGAAAUUGGAAGUACUAGUUGUGUUAAAGUUGUGAAAUCACAAAAGGUAGCAGCUGCAUGUCAUACUCACAAAAAGUAUCCUUUCAAAAGAGCUGAAGUCAACAAUGAUGAAGAUUGUAGAGUAAGUCAAAAGAGAAAAGCUUACUCCUCCUUUGAAAUUGGAACCACUAGUUGUGUUAAAAAAGACAAAGGGAAUACAGCACUUGAAAGAGCAGAAGAGUUCAAAACAUGCAAUCCAUCAUUUGUUGUUGUCAUGGGUGCAUCUUAUGUUGGAGGCCGUUUUCUUUUGUCUAUACCUUCCAUGUUUGGCAAGGCACACUUUGAUAUGGACAAGGAGAAAGGAUAUAUUUAUUUCCAGGUGUUGGAUCAUGGAUUAGUUUGGCCUGCAAAGUACUCAACCUGCAGAAGGUGCAAUGGAAGAAUAAUGUUUGAAGUUACAAGUGGGUGGAAGGAAUUCUCAAUGGACAAUAGUUUGAAAGUUGGUGAUGUUUGCAAAUUUGAACUCAUUCUUAGAACUAAUAUGACCUUUCAUGUUCACAUUUUUAGAAACACAAAUGAAGUCAACGCAGAUUGUUCAACAACAUCUGCAAAUGGGAUUAUUGUCCUAUGAUAUAGAUAGAGAAAAGGGAAUGAAAAUCAUCACAAUUCCAUCACCACUGGAAGAAUAUAUGUUCUUUUGAAUUAAUGAAGCUUAAUUACUUUUGGUUC
This is a messenger RNA of Vicia villosa (hairy vetch), 1146 nucleotides long. RefSeq names its product B3 domain-containing transcription factor VRN1-like. Bases 29 to 1048 code for a protein of 339 amino acids. The record is from RefSeq and is a predicted model, not a curated record. Gene Ontology annotation, molecular function: DNA binding. The transcript has 4 exons. Lineage: Eukaryota; Viridiplantae; Streptophyta; Magnoliopsida; Fabales; Fabaceae.